AUGUCUUACAAUAAAUCAAAAUUACAAAAAGAGUAUAAAAAAGUAUUCAAUUCGUCUCAAAGGAAAGACUCUGAGGUGGUACAAGCAGAUCGAAGUUCAUUAUCAUUAAAUAAUCGGCUUGUUUGGAUACCUGGAAAAUCAAAUACUUGUAAGCAUAACAAUACUUACAGUAAUAAUAGAAAAAUAAACAAUUCGUCUACAAGAUCGACUCAGUAUGGCGAGACCACGGAUAAUUUGAAUCAUAAUAAUGUCUUGAAAACAAACAAUACUUAUACCAUCAUUAACAUUGCAUUCAACGGAUCAUCACAAGAAAAAGUACCAAUUAAUUCAUUGGCAGAGACAAGACAAGUUAUUGUUCUUGAUCGACCACAGAAGAAAAUUGCAACCAAGAAAAAUGAUUGUUAUUUGCAAAAAUCGAAACACAACACUGAAGAUUAUUUUUUGGCAAUAAAAAAUGAACAAGAUGUUAUUUCUGUAACUGAUCAAUGCACAAAAACCUUAAACGACUGUUCAAUGACAGAUUGCAUAGAAAAUGCGAUUCAAAAGGAAAAAAAUAAUGAGUUUGAAAUAGGUUUUUUAAAUAAUCAACAACAGUUUGAGAUUAAAACAAUAAGCAUUUGA
This is a messenger RNA of Myzus persicae (green peach aphid), 621 nucleotides long. RefSeq lists its product as uncharacterized. NCBI's taxonomy places the organism in Eukaryota, Metazoa, Arthropoda, Insecta, Hemiptera, Aphididae. The record is from RefSeq and is a predicted model, not a curated record. The transcript is spliced from 5 exons. Bases 1 to 621 code for a protein of 206 amino acids.